GGCCGGAAGGGGGCGACACGAGGCCGGAAGUGGCGGGGCGGACGGGCUGGUAGCAGCAUGGCGGAUGCCGGGGAGAGAGGCGAUGCGGUGCCGCGGUACCGGAACGGCUUCCAUCCCGACACGUGGGAGCAGGAGCUGGAGGCCAUCCCUAUGUUUAUGAAGAGCUGCCCUGCCGAGAUCGACGCGUCGCGGCAGCCCGCCCUGGCCUGCCUGCAGUCCCUGCUGUUCGACGAGGAGAAGGAGCCCGCAGAGCUAGCCGCCAUGUACAAGAACGAAGGGAACGCGUACUUCGGGGAGAAGGACUACGGCAGGGCCGUGCGGGCCUACAGCGAGGGGCUGCGGCAGCGCUUCGGAGACGUGGAACUACGAGCCGUGCUGCUGUCCAACAGGGCGGCCGCGCACUGCCGCCUGGGUAACUACCGCUCUGCUCUCACUGAUGCAACCCAAGCAAGGAAGCUGAAGCCUGACCACCUCAAAGCCAUUGUGAGGGGAGCUCUCUGUCACAUGGAGCUAAAGAACUACUCUGAAGCCAUAGCGUGGUGUGAGGAGGGCUUGCGAAUAGAUUCAAAAGAGAAAAAGCUUCUGGAAGUGAGAUCUAAAGCUGACAAAUUAAAGCGAGUUGAGGAGAGGGAUGCAAGAAAGGCAAAGGCGAUGGCGAAGAAAGAACAGAAUCAAAAGGAGCGUUUGCUUGCAGCAAUAAAGGAAAGAAAUAUCAAGCUGGUUGUUGAACCUUCAAGUGAAGAAGAAGAAAUAUCAGGUAGUCUGGCUGAGAUAUGUCUGAAUGGUUUCCACUCUGACAGUGCCACAGGGGCAAAGGUGCACUUAGAUGCUGAUGGCAACCUAAACUGGCCUGUUCUCUUCCUGUACCCUGAGCAUGAACAAACAGACUUCAUCGAGGCUUUUCAUGAGAACUCCAGGUUUAUCGAUCAUUUAAUGGUGAUGUUUGCUGAGUUACCUCCUUGGGAUUUAGAAAGAAAGUACCUUCCCAGCAAUCUCCAGCUCUAUUUUGAAGAUGAAGAAAGAGCAGAAAUGUAUGAGCUGAACCCAGCACACACAUUGCUACAAGUGCUGCAGCACCAAAGGUAUUUUGUAAAGGCGGGGACUCCGACAGUGCUGGCUUUUGUGAAGAGUUCUCCCUUCUCUAAGAAGUAUUUCAGUGGCAAGAAGGUGCAUCGGCUGUAAUGAGCAAGAAGGAACCGAGGAAUCAUGUGCAAGGGCUUGCUGUUUUAUCUCGGCUGCAGACAGCAAACUUCUGCUUGCACAGAAAUGCCUUGCACGCUUCAGGGGAGAAAUAGUCUUGGCACACACAGAAACUUCCAGCAAAGAAGCGUAGAAGGAGAAUGAAGGGCUUACAAGAGGGGAUUAUUUGUUUAAAUAGAAAUCCAGCUGGCUUGCAGAAGGUCUCCUCUAUGACAGGCUGCAUGGGGCUUUGAAAUAAACCUGAAACAGUGCCAGACAUUGGCUGCAGCUGAAGCAACAGCAGCUGGGAAUGUACUUACCUGUGAAAAAUCGCUGAUUUCCUGCGAGGAGGGCUGUAGUUGCCAGGGUUUAAUAGCAGUGCUCUGGGGUGAGUUACCUGCCUGCUGCCACGAGCUGAGUGCAGCUGGGCUCCUGCAUGGGCCAUUGCAGCUCUGAGGAUUAGCAGCAGCUGGUUUUCACUGCUCAGAGCUGCUGCUGGCCAGGGGAGAGCAGAGCUCUUUGUCUGGAGCAGCGUGUUUUACUGACUCUUUUGCUACCUAUAUAAACUGGAGCUAGACAUGUCUAUUUUAAGCAGGCUGAUUCCUGUCUAAUAAAUGAGGUGAUCCUUUCUUCUCACCAUAUGAAAUACUGAAAGUGAAUUCUGACAGUAAUUCUGAGCUCGAACAUAACAGUUUUAUCCAUCCGGUUAACUUGUAGUGCCAACAUACAGCAUCAUCUGUGCUUCUGUAGGAGCUUGUAAUUAAAAAUAAUUCUAACUCUAAUUUCUUUCUCCCUGAGCUGCCCUGGUGAGCAGUGGCUGCAGUCUUAAGAACAGUAAGUGCACAGAGCAACAGAAAAGCUCUUCAGCCAUAAAAACUUCUGCUUACAGCAUGGAGGAUUAUUCUCUGUCCAGUGCUGCGUUCAGGCAGCUCUAAAAAAGUAAACAGAAUUCCAUGUUGCUAUUUCUGAGUUACUGCACUGUGCACAAAUAUAGUAAAAAAUAUCAACAGGGUUGCUUUGCAGCCACACUCACAAGGUAGGGAGGUGGGCAGUCAGUAGGACAGACUUGGCUCAGUGCAGGUCAAGCAGCAGUGUUGCAGAGCAAGGAUACGGUAUGGGAUGAGCUGGUGGCACACGUGCAGGACUUGCACCCAGCCUGACCUCCUGUGGCUGCCUUCCAUGGGGUGCAUGGCUGUCAUGGCAUUGGAGAUGGCCUGUCCAAACUCUUGCAUGUUCAGCAUGGAGGCAGCAAUGAAAAAAAAGAUGGUGAUGAUCUACAAGAGGAAGAGAGCCUGCUGUAAGCAGCUGCUGUGUGUGGUUUCUUCCCCCACCCCUCUUACAUG
This is a messenger RNA of Lagopus muta (rock ptarmigan), 2522 nucleotides long. It is a transcript of the gene TTC4, whose product is annotated as tetratricopeptide repeat domain 4. Gene Ontology annotation, molecular function: Hsp90 protein binding. The transcript is spliced from 10 exons. The record is from RefSeq and is a predicted model, not a curated record. The coding region runs from base 58 to 1182 and encodes 374 amino acids. NCBI's taxonomy places the organism in Eukaryota, Metazoa, Chordata, Aves, Galliformes, Phasianidae.